AUGGAGUAGAAUACAAAGGUUAAAUAAGAAUAUGUAAAUAAUAUGUUUAUCAUUUAGUUUAAGAAGUUGAAAUUAAUUCAGAAGAAAAUGGAGAAUAUAAAAGCAGAUUAAAGUCCAAGUGUAAUCAAGUAUAUGGUAAGAAGAAAAAGUGCAGAAGAAGUGUAGGCACCUUUACAUGAUGUAGAAUUUAAUCAACAACCUAAGAAGAAGAAAUUAUAGUUUUAAAAAACAUUUUAAAAGGUUGUCAUAGACCCAAUUAUAAAAUUGGAUGAAAUAACUGAAGAAAAAUGGGCUAUAAUGUCCAACAAUUAUAAAUCUUUGAUUGAAAAAUCAAGACAAAGUAUCUCAAAACAUAGUCAAAUCUUCUAACCUUCUUUAGUAACAAAAGAACAUCAUAAAUUUUAAUUUCUCACUCGAAGAUAAUCAAUUGAAUUUCGACUUCGUGAAAUCACUACUGCACCUAGUAAUCAUUCAUCUGCAUCUCCAAUAAAAAUAAAUACUAAUACUUAACUUGCAGAUCCUAAUUAUGAUAGAUUCAAAAAGUAUUAUCAAAAAAUAGGGAUUGUAGCUGAUAAUCCUGUUUAAAUGAAGUUCAAAUAAUUAAUAUCUACUCCAAUAGCACCUUAAAAAAGAAAAGAAAAAAGUUAACAUUCUUUUAAUAAUUCAUAAUAAAAUUCAUCUUCUUCUCCUCCUCCAAAGACUAGAACUAUCCAUAUCAAACCUAAUCGUAAUUCGUAAUAUUUAUAGGAGAUCAAAGAAAUAUGUUCAGUUGCAUCAAAUUAUUAAACACAUGUGAAAUAAGAUGAAAGAAUACAAAUUCAUUAAACUAGUAAAUAAAUGGGAUACAUAUAAGCAGAAUUUAAUAAGUUUCAUAAUAUGUUAACUACAGAUUUAGAAAGAUUAGAUUUUUAUGAUGAAAAGUAAUGA
Molecule: messenger RNA, 927 nt
Organism: Paramecium primaurelia
Lineage: Eukaryota; Ciliophora; Oligohymenophorea; Peniculida; Parameciidae
Source: the annotation of a GenBank genome assembly